UUGGCAAUUGGACUGAAAAGUCUCGGCGCUCCUUGGGAUUUCAUUGUGUUAAGCUCCUGGUGGUUACUGGCGACGCUCUUUAGGAUUUCAUUGUGUUCUUUUAAGCUCCUGGUUGCUACUGGCCCACAGCACGCAGCAGGAAGAGAAUAAACCUGGAGCCCAAGGCUGCUUCCGGCGGUCGGAAGUAGCGUCAUCACCCGGCGCCAGGAAGAAGGCAGAGCUCUAACAAGGUGGAAUACCAUGCUCAGCCGCCUGCAAGAGCUCCGCAAGGAGGAGGAGACUCUGCUGCGUCUAAAGGCAGCCCUGCACGACCAACUGAACCGCCUCAAGAUGUCAGUGCAUGUAGACAAUGAAGCAUCAAUCAAUCAAACCACACUGAAGCUGAGCACAAGGAGCCCUAUGGAGGAAGAGGAGGAAGAAGAGGAGGAGGAAGAAUCUGAUUCGUAAAAGGGGACAAGAGCUAGGGUUAGUUUUACAAACUAAACUUCUAAGUCUCGGGCAUUUCAUCUCUUCAAAGAUGUCCUCUUGCCUUGGGCCCUAAAGCCUAUGUGAAAGAGGGUUUAUACUUGUGAAUGGGAGUGGCUCCAUUGGUAAAGUAUAUACAUACAAAUAUGAAGGACCUGUGUAAGAAGCUGGGUACAGUGUCACAUGCCUAUAACCCCACAAUGGCGAUAGGAAGGCCAACAGACCAGCCAAAACAGUGAGCUCUGGGUUCCCUGAGAGACCCUAUCUGAAAACUACAGUGCUGCUGGGCACGCCUGUAAUCCCAGCACUCGGGGA
Molecule: messenger RNA, 780 nt
Organism: Acomys russatus (golden spiny mouse)
Lineage: Eukaryota; Metazoa; Chordata; Mammalia; Rodentia; Muridae
Gene: Snapc5
Product: small nuclear RNA activating complex polypeptide 5
Exons: 2
Coding region: 241-447 (68 amino acids)
Biological process (GO): transcription by RNA polymerase II; transcription initiation at RNA polymerase III promoter
Cellular component (GO): nucleus
Source: RefSeq, a predicted model, not a curated record